AUGGACAACCUCCCGCUCGAAACCCUGCAACGAAUAUUCGAGCUUGCAUGCACUGAUGGCGGAUAUACCGGCACUUCCCUUUCGCUCGUGUCAAAGGGCAUCCGCGCAGCAGCACGCGCUACGCGCUUCCACUCCAUCUCCCUUAUCGCCAGCCCCCAUCGCCUCCAACUAUUCGUCGCACUAUACGAACGUGAGUGCGCCCCCGCGCUCGGGGACAGGCCUCGCAUCCGGCACCUCCAUGUGGCAUUUCCCGUCGUAGAGUUCCCAGCUGGACCCGGGUACACUACUAUAGAUGGCGCCGCAGCAUCCUGGCCUCUGGUACACACGCGUUCGCUCGAGCCAGCUCCGAGUCCAUUAGCAAAAGGCAACGCGUACUACCCCGGCGGGAUUUUGGUUCCAGGACCCUAUCAACCCCCUCAGCGUGAGGUGCGGCCCAGUAUAUGGAAGAAAUCAAGUCUAGCUAUCUCUCGUUACUGCGCGGCGGCCAUGCAGAAGUUGACAAGUCAGAUUCGCCGUACCAGCCGCCGUGGCCAUCAGGCCACCUCCUCACAUCACUCAAACAUCUCAGCUGCCAAUCACCUAGGCCCGACGACUUACGAGGACUAUCUCAGCGAGGCACAGACGUUGUUCCAGUUGAUCACGCCCGACCUGGUGACUCUCGUCGUGCAAUGCGGGUUUUCCGGCGGGGGCGACCUAGACCUCCCCAUCAUCGAACGUCCCCUCCCUAAUUUACUAGAGGCGACAUUCGUAGGGAUGGCGGACCCCCUCUUACUCGUACCGGACACAGACGGGACGACUGCCGCGCCACUAUUCCCUGCGCUGACGCACCUGCACCUCAUUCCCCCUUUCUCAGGUUCGAGCUGGCCCUACGGGAUCUAUCUCCCGUUCUGGUUCACCCACGCCCCCUGUGUCACGCAUCUGGGCGUAUCGUGCGCAGACGACAACCUCACCGCCAUCGCCGGGGCGGUCGGAGUGCGGGUCAAGCGGGACACGCACCAUUAUUCCAUGUGGGCUCUCAGUGACGACCCCUCGGAUCCCAGUGUGCCGUCGGCCUCUAUCAGGGCGCCUGGGAUGCCGGCGUAUCCGAGCGUACGCCACCUCCUAGUGCAGCCUGGCCCGGGGCCCAUAGGUUCUAUGUGCUGCUGUGGGAACGGGUGGGAGGGUUACGACAACAGGAUGGGAGUGCUGAGGGAGAUUGAGCGCAGGUGCGAGGCGGUUGGUGUCGCUGUCGUCGAGGCGAAAACACCUGAAGAUGGACUGUUCAUGCGCCACUACGAGCCGGCUCGCCGCCGGUGGCUGGAGAGGAUGAACGACGGCAGAGAUGAAGCGGGCGGCUGGGCCGGGUCGGGGAAGACAGUGUCGAGGCGGGGCUCUCGGAGCUCGGACUUGGAGGAGACUUCAUCGCCGUCGUCCUCCAAUGCGCUUGAAGCUCCCUCUUGUUGA
Molecule: messenger RNA, 1443 nt
Organism: Trametes versicolor FP-101664 SS1
Lineage: Eukaryota; Fungi; Basidiomycota; Agaricomycetes; Polyporales; Polyporaceae
Exons: 1
Coding region: 1-1443 (480 amino acids)
Source: RefSeq, a predicted model, not a curated record